This is a messenger RNA of Trichosurus vulpecula (common brushtail), 2646 nucleotides long. RefSeq names its product glutamate metabotropic receptor 2 (gene GRM2). Lineage: Eukaryota; Metazoa; Chordata; Mammalia; Diprotodontia; Phalangeridae. Gene Ontology annotation, molecular function: group II metabotropic glutamate receptor activity. Gene Ontology annotation, cellular component: membrane. The transcript has 5 exons. The record is from RefSeq and is a predicted model, not a curated record. The coding region runs from base 1 to 2646 and encodes 881 amino acids. Gene Ontology annotation, biological process: regulation of synaptic transmission, glutamatergic; G protein-coupled glutamate receptor signaling pathway.
AUGGGGCCAACUCUGCUUUUGCUGCUGCUGCUGCUGUGGGGAGCCAGGGGUGGGGCCGAGGCGGGAGCUGGGAGUCCAGGCAAGAAGACCCUAAGCCUGGCGGGGGACCUGGUUCUGGGCGGGUUGUUCCCGGUGCACCAGAAGGGAGUCCCGGGGGCUGGGGGGAACGGGGAGUGCGGCGGCCCUGUGAACGAACAGCGCGGUGUGCAGCGCCUGGAAGCCAUGCUCUUCGCCCUGGACCGCAUCAACAGUGACCCGAGGCUGCUACCCGGCGUGCGGCUGGGCGCGCACAUCCUCGACAGCUGUUCCACCGACACGCACGCACUAGAACAGGCUCUGGACUUCGUGCGCGCCUCCCUCAGCCGCGGCGCCCCAGGCUCCCGCCACGUGUGCCCCGACGGCUCCUACGCCAUCCACGGCGAGCCGCCCACAGCCAUCACCGGCGUCAUCGGCGGCUCCUACAGCGACGUCUCUAUCCAGGUCGCCAACCUCCUCCGGCUUUUCCAGAUCCCACAGAUCAGCUAUGCAUCAACCAGUGCUAAGCUCAGCGACAAGUCCCGUUAUGAUUACUUUGCUCGCACCGUUCCACCAGACUUCUACCAGGCCAAGGCCAUGGCUGAGAUCCUCCGCUUCUUCAACUGGACCUACGUAUCAACUGUGGCUUCCGAGGGGGACUACGGGGAGACUGGCAUUGAGGCCUUUGAGCUGGAGGCCCGCGCCCGCAACAUCUGUGUGGCCACCUCAGAGAAGGUGGGCCGGGCCAUGAGCCGGGCUGCCUUUGAGGGUGUGGUUCGGGCCCUGUUGCAGAAGCCCAGUGCCCGAGUGGCUGUUGUAUUUGCUCGCUCUGAGGAUGCCCGUGAACUUUUGGCAGCUGCCCAACGCCUCAAUGCCUCCUUCACCUGGGUGGCCAGUGAUGGUUGGGGUGCCCUGGAAAGUGUGGUAGCGGGCAGUGAAGGAGCAGCAGAGGGUGCCCUCACCAUUGAGCUGGCCUCCUACCCCAUCAGUGACUUUGCCACCUAUUUUCGGGCCCUUGACCCAUGGAACAACAGUAGAAACCCUUGGUUUAGAGAAUUCUGGGAGCAGAAGUUUGGGUGUAGCUUCCGCCGGCGGGACUGUGGGGCCCACUCACUCAAGACAGGGCCCUUUGAGCAGGAGUCCAAAAUUAUGUUUGUGGUCAAUGCUGUGUAUGCUAUGGCCCACAGCCUGCACAACAUGCACCAAGCCUUGUGCCCCAACACCACUCAUCUCUGUGAUGCCAUGCGCCCUGUCAAUGGGAAGCGGCUCUACAAAGACUUCAUGCUCAAUGUCAAGUUUGAUGCACCUUUCCGACCGGCUGACACCCACAACGAGGUGCGUUUCGACCGCUUUGGCGAUGGCAUCGGCCGAUACAAUAUCUUCACCUACCUGCGCGGAGGCAGUGGACGCUACCGAUACCGAAAGGUCGGCUAUUGGGCUGAGGGCCUGAGUCUGGACACCAGCCUCAUCCCAUGGGCCUCAACCCAAGGCACCGCCCUUCCUGCCUCCCGAUGCAGUGAACCCUGCCUGAAGAAUGAGAUGAAGAGCGUCCAGCCCGGUGAUGUCUGCUGCUGGCUCUGCAUUCCGUGCCAGCCCUAUGAGUAUCUGAAGGAUGAGUUCACCUGCACCGAUUGUGGGUUGGGUUACUGGCCCAACGCCAGCCUGUCUGGGUGCUUUGAGCUGCCCCAAGAGUACAUCCGCUGGGGAGAUGCUUGGGCCUUGGGGCCAGUCACAAUCUCCUGCUUGGGCUUCCUCGCCACCCUCUUUGUCCUGGGCGUCUUUGUCCGCCACAAUGGGACACCUGUGGUCAAAGCCUCAGGCCGGGAGCUCUGCUACAUCCUUCUGGCCGGUGUCCUGCUCUGUUAUUCCAUGACUUUCGUAUUCAUUGCCAAGCCCUCCACGGCAGUAUGCGCCCUCCGACGACUUGGCUUGGGCACUGCCUUUUCCGUCUGCUAUUCGGCCCUGCUCACCAAGACCAACCGCAUCGCGCGCAUCUUUGGUGGCGGCGCCCGAGACGGAGCCCGGCGCCCGCGUUUCAUAAGUCCUGCUUCCCAGGUGGCCAUCUGUCUGGCCCUCAUCUCGGGCCAGCUGCUCAUUGUGACCAUCUGGCUGCUGGUGGAGGCUCCGGGCACGGGCAAGGAGACUGGGCCCGAGAGAAGGGAGGUGGUGACCCUGCGCUGCAACCAUCGGGACUCCAGUAUGCUGGCUUCUCUCGCCUACAAUGUGCUGCUCAUUGCGCUCUGCACCCUCUAUGCCUUCAAGACCCGCAAGUGUCCAGAGAACUUUAACGAGGCCAAAUUCAUCGGCUUCACCAUGUACACCACCUGCAUCAUCUGGCUGGCCUUUCUGCCCAUCUUCUAUGUGACCUCCAGUGACUACAGGGUGCAGACCACAACCAUGUGUGUGUCUGUCAGCCUCAGUGGCUCCGUUGUUCUAGGCUGCCUCUUUACCCCAAAACUUCACAUCAUCCUCUUCCAGCCACAGAAGAACGUAGUCAGUCACCGAGCUCCCACCAGCCGCUUCAGUGUCACAGCUGCUGGCUCCAGCAUCUCCCAUGGCUCUGGAUCCCAGUUUGUCCCUACAGUAUGUAAUGGCCGGGAGGUGGUGGACUCCACAACUUCAUCACUCUGA